AUGUCCCGCGCGGAGACGGUGAAGGCAUCGCCUUCCGACACCGACGGGGGGACGGAGAAAGCGCCGUCCCUGGCCUCGGGGUUGCGGCGGGGCCGCAUGCUGCACGGCCUCGAGGUCGCCCUCGUGGUGGUUGGCCAGUGGGCUGGCUAUCUGGUGAAACCUUUCAACGAGAAGGAUGGUUCCAGCUUCACGUGCGGUCUCUGCGCCCACGAGAGCACGGACCCGAGCCCGUAUCCCCAGGCGAGUAGCGAGGACGAGUUCGGCGGAUACUGGCCGUGGAAGUACCGCGCCGACCAUGGCAGCAUGAUCCGCCAGGCCACGGGCUAUUUGUGCCUGGUUUGCAAGGCCCUGUUGCGCAAGAAGGCAGGCGACUUCGAGCAUUGCCGUUGGACAUUCCACCUCCGCUCGAUCCGCAGGGGUGCCCCGCCCGGCCUAUCCUGCACGGGGCCCGACGCGACUCGAGCGGUGCUCUUGGACCCCCACUUGCCUGGCGGCGAGAAGAAGCCGCUGAAGGAGUACAUCAAGUGGGUGCGCCAGGAUGCGGGCCGGGCGCAGACCGUGCGGCUCAAGGUGGAUGCGUACGUCCAGAGCCAGGCGGGGAAGGACCCAGAGAAGCGCCGCCGCAUGUCCAGGCAGGCCGCGGGAGACAUCCAGCAGGCUCGCCAGGUAUCUUCCGUCAAGGUCUCCGGGCGUCGCCUGUCUGCGAACUGGCAUCAAGCCUGCCCCGUGAGCAAGUGGCACGAGGCUUUCCCUGAGACGCCGCUGUCCACGGACCCGAAUUGUCGCGGCGAGGAGCUCAUCGACGGCGCCUGGCAGGAGGUUGUAUAUGUCAUGAAGGACGGCGCGAAGAAGUUCUUGUACGACAUCGCGGACUACGACGAUCGCAAGGUGGAGGACAGGACGGUGCUGGCGACUGUGGCCGAGUCAGACGACGACGCGGACGCGGCUGAGGUUGCGGCUGCUGCCGAGGCCGCCGUGGCCCCAAUUGCAGCCCUGCGGCGCGCCACGCAGUGCGCGGAGAUCGGUGCAGCAGAGAGCGCGCCGUCGGAGGGGCACCAGUCCGACUCUCCCGCGAGCGACGAGGACGCCGAAGAGACGGAUCUCGUGGCCGCGGCGCUGUCGGGCCUGUGGGGCACGGCCCGCGCCGCCAAGCCCGCGCCCAAGGCUGCGACCAAGCCGCAGGCCAGACCGCCAGCCCAGACGACCGGGAGGGCUACGUCCGGGCGCCCCGCCCAGACAGCCGAGAUGCCUGCCGCCAAAGGGGCUGCCACGCCCGCAGCCGCUGCCCCUUCGAAGUGCGCCGCGCCCUCGGCGCAGGCGCCGCCGCAGAGGUCAGCCGCCCGCGCCCCCGCUCAGACGGCCGCGCCCUCGGCGCAGCCAGCCGGCGGCAGCAGCGCCAGUCCGCCCUUGGCGACCCCGCAGCGCUCGGGCCGGAGCCAGCCAGGGAAGAAGCGUGGCAGCGGCGGUUCGUGGGCCGCGCCCCUGCUCGCCCGGCCGCCCGACGACUCCGACGAGGGCGGCGGGCAGCCGGACGAGCCAGCACCUCUCGAGGACGGCUCCGCGUCGAAGAAGAGGGGGCGGAAGGCCCUCGAAUUCAGCCUCGCAGCGGCCGGCAGGAAACUCAAGGGCGAGGCCGACACGCUCUUCAACACGUUCCGGGAGUGUUACAAAUUGCUCGACUUCAGCGGAGAUGUGGACCUGUCCACGAAGGAGGGGAGAGCCCACUUCAAGGCCACGGCUUUUGAGCAGGCGGCAGCCGCAGAGAGCGCCAUCCACACGGCCAAGAAGGCAGCGGCCAAGAUGGGGAAGAUCCCGGAUGACGGCGCGCAGGCGCUGCAGAUCAACAAGGCGUGGCUGGCGCGCCCAGAGGAGGCGCUGGCCGCGGCAGUGCGGGUCGUCAAGGCUGCUGUGAGCGAGAAGCCAGGGAACACCGAGACUCUCCUGAAAGACACCGAGAUCGCCGCGGCGGAGGACAUCGCGUUCGGCGUGGCGUACCACAUGCGGUUCAGGAGCUGGAAGGCAGACGAGGCCAUCAAGCGCUGCGAUUGGUUACAGCUGAUGUCCCUGUUGGAAAGCGGUGCUGCAGAUGGCGCGCCCUCGGCAGAUCUCGCGACGACGACCCUCGAGCGAGUCGGCGCGGGCAUGAUUUCGGCCGUCGCGAAGUCGGACGCCAAGGAGACGGUGGACGAUCCCGUGGUUGCCUUCGCUGGCGCCGCGCGGGAUGCUCUCCAGCGGGCCCCCGCCAACCCUGCGCGGCCAGUGUGGGAGGAGGAGCUGAAGGGUCAAAUCCAAGUUCUCUUGGCAGUGUCGCGCGCGAGCACUGCCCCGCUGACUGAGGUGGAGGAGGCGCUGGAGGCGCUCCCGCAGCUGGAGGGGGCCUUGGGCGUCGCUUUGAACACGAGCCCGGGCGGCAAAGUCCUCGUUGGUUGGGCGGAGUCGGCCAUGAAGAAGCGGCCCCACGAGGAGGCUGCUCUCCAGUGCGCCCAGGCAGCCCGGGAGCUCUUCGCGCAGGUGACGGGCCAUGCCGCCGGGGAGCAGUGGCAGAAUUGGACCGAGGAGGUGUCGCGCGCCUGCAAGAAGCAGAAGGAGGCCGCGUCCAAGGCGGGCGCGCUGCAGGAGGCCGACCGGCACCGACUCGCCAGGGAAGGCACGGCGUUCGAGGACGUGGUCCUCGGGUUGCUCUUGCGCUCGCCCCGCGAGGAGGAGCUCCUGACUGCCGCGUGCGUCGAGCGGCUGGAGUUGGAGCACGGCUGGUCGACCGUCGAGGAGUGGGCGCCUGAUGGCAUCACGGGCCCCCACGAGACCGCCUUCGGGGCAUUGAAGAAGAUCGCCGACAUCGCCGCGUACAGCCGUCUCGACGUACCUGGGAUGAAGCAGCCAGUGAAGACAGCCAAUCGGUUGUGCGACCUCUUGAAGGAGAGCCCCGAGGCGUUGUUGAAGGUCUGGGCCUUGGGCCACAGCGUUCUGGCCAGAGCCAAGGGUGCAGCAGAACAGUCUCUGAAGCGCGUGGACUCGGCGGCGUGGCAACGGAAGGAAUUGCAGGCCUUCUUGAAUAUCUCCAAGCUGCUGAGCGCGGAGCCGCCCGGGGACACCUGGAAGGAAGCGGACAUGUGGCUGUGCAGCGUCGCGGCCGUCGCCGACGCCAAGGAGCUUGCCGAGCAGGCCGGGGGCGAGCUGAACCUGGAGCUGUGGGAGAACGCGAGCGACGCCGUGCGCCAGCUCGGGGACAUCGGGGACAUGGUGCAGCCGGAGCGCGCCUUCCAGACGGUCAUCGCGAAGACUUUCGACGCUUCUCUGGAAGAUGUGGAGGCAGCAGUGGGGGCCAGCAAGGAGCUGCACGCGCAGGCCGUGCCAUGGCUGGAGAAAGUCGCGCAGGAGCGGGCUGAACGCUCCGUCAAGCGGUUCGACGCCGAGCCAGCCGUGCGCGCCGCGAAGGAGGUUCUUGAGAGGAGCCCCAUCCCCGAGACGCUGCAGGAAGCGGCCGAGUUCUUAAAGGUUGUCGGUGGCACCGUGGACAUGCCGGAGACCUUCGGCGGCAAGGGUGGGAAGAUGGUUGAUGCUGUCAACAAGGUGAUCGGUGGCUUCUCUCUCAUAAAGGAGGUGUACCGCGACCCCCAUCUUGAGUCGCAGGUGGACUCCAUGACGUCACAGUUGCGACAGCGGCUCUUCCUGGUCGCCUGGUGCGCGAACGUGGCGUCGUCGAUUUGGGGGGCGAAAGGCCAGUCGAGGAUUCUGGCCCAGCAGAAGCAGAAGGUCCGCGAUGCCAUGAAGAACCUCAUCAGCGUCGCAGAGGAGCCUGACAAGACGAAGGAGGAGUUUCCCGCGCUCGAGGGCCGCCUGAUCCCCGAGAUCCUUCUGAACGCGGGGAAGGCGAUCCUCGCCGGCCGCGCAGUGAGCGGGGAGAGCGAGGCGGAAGGCGCCAGCGGUGCAGCAGACAGCGCGCCUGGGAGCGGGGCCGGCGGCACUGACCAGAAAGGGUGCGCCCGGGCUGCGCCCGGGGCCGCCAAGAGGGCCAGGGUGGGCGACGCGGCGUCGUUUCCAAAGGCGACGCCGCAUUCCCCAGCGGUUCUGGCGGCGAAGAGAGCCAGCAUUGGCGGCGCCCCUGUGUGCAAGUCCGCGCGCAAGGCCGCGUAG
Messenger RNA from Prorocentrum cordatum, 4134 nucleotides. The record is from the annotation of a GenBank genome assembly. NCBI's taxonomy places the organism in Eukaryota, Dinophyceae, Prorocentrales, Prorocentraceae.